AUGUCUUCACCAGAGAAGCCGCCGGCUGAGAAGACCACAACUCCUCCUCCAACAAACUCAAAGAAGCCGUUCUCUUCACCAAACGAAAUGGUCACUUUUAUCGUUGGCACAGGCGACAAACAAGAGACGUUUCAGAUCCACAAACAAAUCGCAUGCGAACAUUCGGAAGUCUGGAAUCGUGCUUUCAAUAGCGUAUUUGUCGAGGGACAAACGCAGAUUUAUCGUAUUGAAGACACUGGCCCUGAGGUGUUUCGAUUAUUGACGCAAUGGGUUUACCAAGAGAAGUUCGACCAUAUUCAUUCAGACUGGGAUGUCAGCCACAGCGACGAUUUCUUUUCAGCGGUCGAGUGUGUCGACGAAGAUAAUGUGCUGCUACAGCUUUGGGUCUUGGCCGAAAAAUUCCUACUUCACCGACUUCAGAAUUAUACUAUGCGCGUUCUUUGUAACAAAGCCUUAGUUUGCAAUCGGUCUCUGACUUCUUACGAUUGUAGAUACGUCUAUGAUAAUACUGCUAAGGGCAGUGCUCUUCGUCGCUUUGUGAUUGAGCAUAAUUGCUGGUGCAAAAACCCUAGCUUCCUUGACGGAUAUUUGUUUUCUUACCCAGUGGAGGCGUUGGGUGACAUAAUAAAGGCCUUAAAAAGACAAUUACCUGAAAAUGUUAGGGCAAGGAAGCUUUCUCAGAUGAUUGGGGACAACUAUCUGGUUGAGGAGAAUCCAACUACCGAAUCCUGAAUUGUAUCCGAAUCGGCAAUUUUGCGAAGCAUGGCUGCGAAGGGUUUCUCUCUGGUCGAUUGACUAGACUCGGACGACGAACUUCCAGUAUUGUGCUCCGUUAAUAGCGCACACAGGUUACUUCGACGCGAGAGACUGUUGAAGGAUGUUUUCAGCUGUGAGUUCGUUGUGUACACAGGCUCAUGUGGAUUGAUAUGGGUUGCCAUUGGAGGUAGGAGGAGAUAUAAUAGGUAUUCUGUUCCUCACGCAUUGCGGCAACACACAUGUAUGUUGGCCUAAUAAAG
This is a messenger RNA of Botrytis deweyae, 1016 nucleotides long. RefSeq lists its product as uncharacterized. The transcript is spliced from 2 exons. The record is from RefSeq and is a predicted model, not a curated record. Gene Ontology annotation, molecular function: protein binding. Lineage: Eukaryota; Fungi; Ascomycota; Leotiomycetes; Helotiales; Sclerotiniaceae. The coding region runs from base 1 to 732 and encodes 243 amino acids.